CACACCACAUGGUAAAGAUGGCGGAUGAAAGAUUUGUACGAACACUAGACUGUUGAAGGAAUUACAUUUGUUUCGCACUCAACUUCACCGGUUUUCGAACAUCAUCGUUAUGUUAGGGAAAGUAGGAGCUUCUGGAUUCAAAGUGUUUUCGCGAUUUAGCCGGGGAAUUAUUACAAAGCACUCGAUUUCGAUCCCAAAUAGGCCGAAUGUUUGUCCCUCUUUCGAGCUGUACAAAUCCUUAUGGAGAAGUUCYACGAGAACUCUUUGCAAUGAGACUGUAGUUGGGAGUCAAGGAACYGUUUUGUUUAACGUCCAAAGCUCUGCAGAAUCUGAACUGAAAAAAGCGAGAGACAGCAUUCAUGAUUUACAGACAGUGAAUGACUUUGAAAGUAAAAAUGCUUGGUUUGGGAAAGAGUUUGCUGCACAAUCACCUAGUACGUAUUCCAAUGUGUCAGUCAAGGACGAAUUUACUAAUGAUAUAAGCGAUGAUAAUGAUGAUACAAGCAGUGAGAGAAACUCAAGCAAGUGUACAACUGGAGUUCAGCCUUUAGAUAUAAACCAAAUGUCACGGUUUCAAUUGCCCGAAAACUGGCUUGUCGAAAAAAUUGGAUCGCAAGGGAUUCAAUUUCCUGGUCAGAUUUAUGUAAUCAAAAGUAUUCAUGAUGAACAUCUAUAUAUGAACGUGUUGAAGGAUUUCCUUACACAAAAAGUGCUAGGAUUUGAUACUGAACAAUGUCCAAUUAACAACAAUCUAUGUGUAAUCCAGUUAGCAACUCRUGAUAAAGCAGUGUUAUGGCAGUGUUUGAAUUUUGAAAAGAUGCCGCAUUACUUGAAAAAGUUAUUAACUGGAAGUGUUCCUAAGGUUGGUCAUUCWUGCUUAGAUGAUGCCAUGAUGAUAUCAAGGAAAUUCAGAGAGGAUCCUAUCAACUUGAUUGACACACAUUGUUGGGCAAAAGACAUGGACUGUUGGCCGAAAUCCCUGCAGGGUCUUUGUGAAAUAUUCCUUGGCGAAAAAAUAUCAAAAACACAUCAAAGGUCAAACUGGAAGAAAAGAAACCUUUCUCCUGCACAAAUAAGAUAUGCAGCCACAGAUGCUUGGAUGUCUCUCAGGGUCUAUGAAGAAAUGAAAAAACAAGCUGAGGAGUUGGAUAUUACAUUAACUCCAAUGUACAAAACUCUACAGCAAAGAUWUGAUGAAAUUCUAAUUACUAGAAGAGAAAAGAGACGACGAAGAAGGCAGAUAGUCAAACAGAAAAAGAGAGAAAUUAAAGCUAUGAGCCAGCUCCAGCAGAUGACAGACUCUAGCAAAGAAAAAACUUGUGCUGAUUUGACAGUUUCUUUGAACCCUGUUGUUUCAAAUGAUGCAGAUGCCGGUAUGACUUGCAAGGACAGUGUACCAUGGAAUAAUGAAUAUSCAAGUAGUGAGGAUGACGGCAUUGAUGAUGUUGGUAAUGCUGUUGAAAUGGAAAAGGAUAGUGAGAAAAAAGGCAUYGGAAGCAGACAAAGACAUAAGAAGUUCCUUGCAAAGUUUCAUAGUCUUGAAUAGUAGACACAAUAAACAUGUCAUAGUCACUCAAUAAGUGUAGCCGUCUCCCCAGGUAAUCAGGCAACUCUUUUUUCUCCUUUGGGCUUCCUUUGURACGGUCAUAUUGACUGCAAGGGACUCCCUUCUCUGGCUCCCAUUCUCCAUCUUCUUGUCAGCAAAAAGACAGGAAGUCCAUGGCUCUUAGUGAGGCCCKUGGAGGAGGCUAUAAUAAGUACAGUUAUCAGCAUUUCGGAAAAGUAACAAGAAUGUGUUUUUGUAAUAGCAAUUUCCAAAUAAAUACAUUUUAUUUUAUUAA
Messenger RNA from Exaiptasia diaphana, 1841 nucleotides. RefSeq names its product Werner syndrome ATP-dependent helicase. Gene Ontology annotation, cellular component: cytoplasm; nucleus. Lineage: Eukaryota; Metazoa; Cnidaria; Anthozoa; Actiniaria; Aiptasiidae. The transcript is spliced from 3 exons. Bases 110 to 1546 code for a protein of 478 amino acids. Gene Ontology annotation, molecular function: 3'-5' exonuclease activity; nucleic acid binding. Gene Ontology annotation, biological process: nucleobase-containing compound metabolic process. The record is from RefSeq and is a predicted model, not a curated record.